CUGUAGUAAAGUUUAAUCCUAAUCCAACUGCAUCUUGUUUUGAGUGAGUGAUUACAGUAGCCUGGCUGUGAUAUUCCCCAGCGCUUUAGCCAACACAUGGCUGUAUACCAGAGAAGAGCUACAAUGUUACUGCCACUGAACCUGCAGAGGAAGCAAACAAUGAGAUAACAUAACAUAUUUUUAUAAAAAAAUGUUUCUUCCUGCAUCUGUUCAGCGGGGGCGUUUUUAACAAAAAGAUAAUUUUUUAAAACGGAGGAAGUGAGGGAAGGUAAUGAACGACGGGUGACUCCUACAGGGAAAGCAGCAAAGGGUCAUGGGAUGUGGCAUGGGAAAACCCAGAAUACAGCAGAACAAAUGUGACAGAGUGAGCAUCUCCGUUCCAGCCGCCACAGCGAUUAGAGCUGCACUUUUGAUCCAGCGCUGGUAUCGACAGUAUGUUGCUCGGCUGGAAAUGAGACGCAGGUGCACGUGGAACAUAUUCCAGUCUAUUGAAUACGCAGGGGAGCAAGAUCAAAUAAAGCUAUACAAUUUUUUCGGCUUCCUGAUGGACCACUUCACCCCAACCAGCAGUGAAAGAAACCUUAUAUCUCACAUCUUUCGGGAGAAUGAGAUCUGCCAUGAUGCAGACUGGGAAAGAUAUUUUUGCUACAAAGACAUAGAGGUACCUGCCAGCUACAGCGGCCCUCACCUCACCAUCCCCAUGACAUUCUGUGGGUUGUCAAAGCUAAUGGAGGCUUUUAAGCACAAACAACAGCUCCACGCUCGCUAUGUCCUACAGAUUCUUGGAGAAACUUGGAGACUUCUACGAAUCCUUCCAAACAUCAAUCAUGUCUCUGUCUGCCACACAAAGGAGAUUACAAUAUGUGGGGAUUUGCACGGACAGCUAGAAGAUCUGCUAUUGAUAUUCUAUAAGAAUGGUUUACCAUCGUGUGAAAAACCCUACAUCUUCAAUGGAGACUUUGUGGAUCGUGGCAAGAAUUCGUUAGAAAUUAUGCUCAUCCUGUUCGGGUUCCUGCUUGUUUACCCCAAUGAUGUGCAUCUGAACAGAGGGAACCAUGAAGAUCACAUUGUUAACCUGAGAUAUGGCUUUACUAAAGAGGUCUUGGGAAAAUACAGGGUGCACGGCAAGAAGAUUUUAAAGCUGCUCCAGAAGAUCUUCAGCUGGCUUCCUCUGGCCACAGUGAUCAACCAUAAGGUCCUAGUUGUACACGGAGGGAUCUCCGACUCAACAGACCUCGACAUGGUCACCAGGAUGGACAGACACAGAUAUGUGUCAGUCCUACGGCCUCCUAAAAUGUCCCGUCAAACACUCAAUGGCGACAAGACGGUGAUCGGCAAAAACGAAAACGCGUCAGGACCGGCAGAAGGCCGUCGUCGGGUACGCUCCUUGACCAACACCUCUGCCCUGAUUCAAAAGAACAACAUCCCACGUCGCUCCCUCCACAACCUGCCCAUCACCGGCAACCAGCCGAACUGCUCGGUGGAGGACGAGCUGAAGAAGAGGCGCAGGCUGGCUGGGUUUGAUCAGUCCUACCGAGAGAUGAAGACACCAGACUCUGAUUCGGACCCAGAGUUUGGAGAGCCCAUGGAAACACAUGGCCAUGAGUGGAAACAAAUAGUGGACCUUCUAUGGAGCGAUCCAAUGCCACAAAAUGGCUGCAUUGCCAACGAGGUGCGAGGUGGAGGCUGCUACUGGGGACCGGAUGUAACUGAGGAGGUGCUAGGAAGGCACAACCUCCAGCUCCUCAUCCGCUCCCACGAGUGCAAACAGGACGGCUAUGAGUUCUGCCACGAUCGCAGGGUGCUGACCAUAUUUUCCGCCUCCAAUUAUUAUGAGGUGGGCAGUAACCGAGGGGCAUACAUCAGAAUGGGCCCCGAUCUGGUCCCUCACUUCAUUCAGUACCAAGCCAGCAGCACAUGCAGGGAGCUGACUCUGAGACAAAGUGUCGGCUGGACUGAGAGGUCAGCCCUGCGAGCUCUAAGGCAACAACUGUUUGUUCACAAGUCGGACCUCAUCGGAGCCUUCCAGGAGUUUGACCCCAACAACACGGGGGUGAUCUCGCUACGCCACUGGGCGACGGCUACAGAGAGAGUGCUGAAGCUGGGUCUGCCGUGGAGGGUGCUGCGCCCGCAGCUCGUCAGCAGGGCCCAGCAUGGUAUGGUGAACUACCAGCAGUGGAUAAGAGAGCUCUCUAUUCCUGAGCCCAAACCAGAGGUGUCAGAUACCAGCAUCCUGGAGACAAUGUACAAGAACCACUCUAACCUGGAAACCAUCUUCCGUAUUAUAGACACCGAUCACUCAGGUCUGAUCUCUUUUGAGGAGUUCCGUCAGACUUGGAAACUGCUGAGCUCUCAUCUGAAAAUGGAAAUCAGCGACAAAGCCAUCGCGGACCUGGCCCAGAGCAUGGACUUCAACAAGGACGGCAGCAUCGAUAUCAAUGAGUUCAUGGAGGCCUUUCGCCUUGUGGACCUCUCCUCACAUGGCUGACGAACUGGAGUUGGAAUAGAAGCAGUAGUAGGUUACAUAUUCCUUCUUGAAAACUGCCAAACCCAGUCAGAGGACCAGACUAAGCACGUCGCCUAUUUAGCUGUUUU
Fundulus heteroclitus (mummichog) is the source of this 2595-nucleotide messenger RNA. RefSeq names its product serine/threonine-protein phosphatase with EF-hands 2. The transcript has 19 exons. Gene Ontology annotation, cellular component: cytosol; nucleus. The record is from RefSeq and is a predicted model, not a curated record. Gene Ontology annotation, molecular function: protein serine/threonine phosphatase activity; Hsp90 protein binding; manganese ion binding. Bases 314 to 2488 code for a protein of 724 amino acids. Lineage: Eukaryota; Metazoa; Chordata; Actinopteri; Cyprinodontiformes; Fundulidae. Gene Ontology annotation, biological process: detection of stimulus involved in sensory perception; negative regulation of MAPK cascade.